Molecule: messenger RNA, 833 nt
Organism: Leguminivora glycinivorella
Lineage: Eukaryota; Metazoa; Arthropoda; Insecta; Lepidoptera; Tortricidae
Product: U-Kazal-Dg21.2-like
Exons: 5
Coding region: 8-511 (167 amino acids)
Molecular function (GO): protein binding
Source: RefSeq, a predicted model, not a curated record
ACUUCUGAUGAGAUUUCUGGAUUUUGCUGUUAAAAUGAUAUUUCUGUGUCUUGCUUUAACUAUUGUAUUUUUGGCAAAACCAUCUCACGGCGUUUCAUGCGACGCGAAAUGCCCGGAAGAAAAGGAUGUAGUUUGCGGCUUUGACGCGCUCGGGAAAACCUACAAAAUGUUCCCUGGCAAAUGUGCGAUGCAGCGGUAUAUUGCUUGCGAAAAAGUUGAACUGGUAACAACUCCAAUAUCGUAUUGUAUCAAGAAUGAACGUAGGAUGAGCAAGCGGCGGCACUACAUGGAUCAGUCGUGUCCUGUAUUCUGUCCACAACAUUACCGACCUGUGUGCGGCAUGUCCAAGUCUCGGGCCUAUGAGUAUAGGUCCUUCACUAAUGGCUGCCAGUUGGACAUGCUGAACUGCCGAGGGCAAGACGAGUAUUCUGGUUACAUGGAAGUCCCGUUGUCAUUUUGUCCUCGUCAUAUGUACAGAAACAUUUUUAAGGACAGGAUUAUAGCCAAUUAAAUAUGUUAAAUGCCUAGAAGAAAGAAGAAAGAAAAGACGUUUAUUAGCACAACAUACUUAUAACUAGCUUAAUCUAAUUGUACAUAAUAGUGGAUUGCGCUAAAAGGUCAUUACUCAGCUGGGUGUCUCGGCGUGAGCCACAUGGCCCAAUCCGCGACGCUGAUUUUCAGUAAGGACCAGGAGUAGGACUAAGACAGAAUGUCCUUUUUUCCUGUUGUAACAUAUUUGCCUAUUAAGGAGGAUAGCGGACGAUUAUCCAUAAUAACGUAUUCCUCUUUUUUCACAGUUGGAUAUGAAUAUCAAAUAAAUUGUUUUUAUACAA